AUGGGUUGUGGCGGUUCUAGAGAUAAAGCAGACAGAGAAAUCAAGUCUUACAUGAUUUGGAUUCCUUUUGCAUAUGAUGUUAAUGCAUUCUUUAGUCCAUGUGAAAAUCUUUUAGAAACAGCUGAGAUGUUAAGAGCUGGUUUUGAAGAUACCACUGAAAUAAUGCACGACUUAGCCAGUACUAACUACUUAAAGAGCCCUCCUCCUCCUACUCUUAUUGAUGCUGUCAAAGUCUGGAUCUGGACUCUUGCUGCUAACAACGAAGGUGAUAUUGGUAAAUGUCAUCUUAAUGCUGACUCCAGCUCUCCUUAUUUGAAGGUUGACCUUGGUAACGAAUGCUCAUAUUGCAAGAACAAUCCUGAUAUUUUCCACCCUGAAUGCUCUCAAAAUUAAAAUGCUAAGUUUUAAAAAGCCCUCCAAACCUAUAUCAAAACUUGCAUUGAAGGAGUCAAAUAAUUACCUGAUCUCUUAAAGAACUUAAUUGACCUUGCUGAAAAAUCUAAAAAUUUGGCUGAGAAUUGCAAAUCAUGCUUAGACGCACUCAGUACCUUAGAAAAAGCUAAAGCUUUAUCCAAUAUUGCUAAAAACAGCGCCACCUUAGCUUCAGGAGUCUCUAAGCUUAAAAAUGUCUAAACACUAGUUACUGAAGCUGUCAAAAAUAUGUAAGAUAUUGUCAAGCAAGUACCUGAUAUUCUUGCAACUGCCAACGAAGUAGCUAAGAAGGCUGUUGAUAAGAAGCACACACAUCUUGCUGAUGUUAUGCAAGACUGUCAUCCAGGUGAUAAAUACGAUGCAGCUCAAAUCAAGAAGUUGAAAGAAGAAGCUGAAAAGAAGAGAAAGCAAGAAGAAGAAGAAAAGAAAAAGAAAGCUUGUUUAAUAAAUAAGCUUUUGGAAGCUAAGAAGCUACUCCAAUCUAAAUCAGAAAAGAAGUGA
Tetrahymena thermophila SB210 is the source of this 933-nucleotide messenger RNA. RefSeq lists its product as hypothetical. NCBI's taxonomy places the organism in Eukaryota, Ciliophora, Oligohymenophorea, Hymenostomatida, Tetrahymenidae. The record is from RefSeq and is a predicted model, not a curated record. The transcript has a single exon.